GGCUCCGCGUCCAGCCGGCCGAUGAAACGAUUCAGGGCUCCAAACAUGCUGUAUCGAAUUCAGUGUGGGCUAGUGUCGUCUGGACAGGUGUUGGGAGACUUCACGAGGCGCAGUUGGACUCGGUGGUCUGUUGGAUGGAUAGAUCGGGUGCAAACGGGACAAACACGCUAUCGACCGCGUUAUCGGGAUUGAUCCUGACUUUCAUCAUCUUCGUCCUCUUCUUCUGGUGUCAAACAAAAAGAAUAGAGAAUAUUAUGAGCGAUGGGCGAUUCUGAUGGAGAGGCACCCUCUGAGGUCCACCAUUACAACCAUAUCAGUGAAGUUCCCUGGGACAUUCAAAACUACUGGCGACAACGCCAUAACAUCUUCUCCAAAUAUGACCAGGGGAUCUGGCUGACCGAUGAUGCCUGGUUCGGGGUGACUCCUGAGCCAGUGGCAACCCAGCUCCGCCCCCCCGGGCGCAGCGUCCUGGUUGACGCAUUUGCCGGCGCUGGGGGUAACUCCAUCGCGUUUGCGCUCUCCGGGAAGUGGAAGCGCGUCUACGCCAUCGAGAAGAACCCGGCUGUCUUGCGGUGCGCGAAGCACAACGCCAAGAUCUAUGGGGUGGCUGACCAGAUCACCUGGUUUGAGGGAGACUGCUUUCAAAUCCUGAAGAAUCAGCUUAAAGAUCUGGCGCCGUAUAGUAUUAUCUUUGCGAGUCCGCCGUGGGGAGGCCCUGGAUACCGAUCGGAUCAGGUCUUUAAUUUGAAGACCAUGGAGCCCUACUCGCUCGAAACGCUGUAUGCGGAGUUUUCGGCCUUCUCGGAGCACCUGGUUCUGUUUCUCCCGCGCACGUCGGAUAUGAAGCAGCUGGCUAAGUUUGUUCCCGCUGGGCGCCCUGCAAUGGUGAUGCACUACUGUAUGGAAGGGGCUAGCAAGGCGCUGUGUGUGUACUAUGGGGGAUUCAAUCUGGAGUGAUUUUCGUUUACCAUUUUCUUUAACUCUUGUAUGAUAGUGAUACCCUGGCU
Molecule: messenger RNA, 1007 nt
Organism: Aspergillus campestris IBT 28561
Lineage: Eukaryota; Fungi; Ascomycota; Eurotiomycetes; Eurotiales; Aspergillaceae
Product: RNA methyltransferase
Exons: 4
Coding region: 262-957 (231 amino acids)
Biological process (GO): 7-methylguanosine cap hypermethylation; 7-methylguanosine RNA capping
Cellular component (GO): nucleus
Molecular function (GO): RNA cap trimethylguanosine synthase activity
Source: RefSeq, a predicted model, not a curated record